Messenger RNA from Helianthus annuus (common sunflower), 408 nucleotides. RefSeq lists its product as uncharacterized. NCBI's taxonomy places the organism in Eukaryota, Viridiplantae, Streptophyta, Magnoliopsida, Asterales, Asteraceae. The record is from RefSeq and is a predicted model, not a curated record. The transcript has a single exon. The coding region runs from base 1 to 408 and encodes 135 amino acids.
AUGAAAAGAAGGAAUAAAAUCAGCAAUGGGUGGUGGCGACGGUCGGAGACAGCAGCGGUGGUGGGUUGUGGCGGCGGUGACGUUGGUGUUCGGUGGCCGAGGGUGGCGAUGGUCGGCAGUGGUGCCGGUGUUGUGGCGAAGGGUGGUGGCAGCGGGUGGCGGAGGUUGUCGGUGGUAGUGUCCAGUGGUGGCGGCGGUGUUCGGUGGCGGAGGGUGUCGACGAUGGUGGGUUGUGUUGGUGGUGUUCGGUGGUUGGUGGUGGCGAUGGCUCCGGUGUUCGGUGGUGGAGGGGGUGGUUGCGGCGGUGGGUGGUGGCGGUGGCACCGGUGUUCGGCGAUGGCGACAGCGGGUCGUGGCGAUGGUGGCGCCGAUGGUCAACGAUGUAAGGUGGUGGCGGCGGAUGGCUAG